Messenger RNA from Pseudomassariella vexata, 795 nucleotides. Its product is annotated as prohibitin-2. Gene Ontology annotation, biological process: mitochondrion organization. Bases 1 to 795 code for a protein of 264 amino acids. NCBI's taxonomy places the organism in Eukaryota, Fungi, Ascomycota, Sordariomycetes, Amphisphaeriales, Pseudomassariaceae. Gene Ontology annotation, cellular component: mitochondrion; membrane. The transcript has 3 exons. The record is from RefSeq and is a predicted model, not a curated record.
AUGGCCCUCGGAGGUGGUGCUGUUCUGCUACAGAAUUCGCUUUUCAACGUCGAUGGUGGUCACCGAGCAAUCAAGUACCGUCGAGUAAGCGGUGUCGGCAAGGAGAUCUAUAAUGAAGGAACACAUUUCAGAAUUCCUUGGUUCGAGACACAGGUCGACUACGAUGUCCGCGCGAAGCCGAGGAACGUGUCGUCUCUUACCGGCACCAAGGAUUUGCAGAUGGUCAACAUAACGUGCCGUGUGCUGUCCAGACCCGAGAUUGCGGCGCUGCCGCAGAUCUACAGGACACUGGGCCAAGACUACGACGAGCGCGUUCUGCCGUCCAUUGUGAACGAGGUUUUGAAGAGCGUGGUUGCACAGUUCAAUGCCAGUCAGUUGAUCACACAACGUGAAAUGGUGGCCAAGUUGGUUCGGGACAACUUGUCGAGGCGAGCUGCCAGAUUCAACAUCCUGUUGGAUGAUGUCUCCCUCACACAUCUCGCAUUCUCCCCUGAGUUCACAGCAGCCGUCGAGGCUAAGCAAGUCGCCCAGCAAGAGGCACAGCGCGCGGCCUUCGUCGUCGACAAAGCGCGGCAAGAGAAGCAGGCCAUGGUGGUCAAGGCACAGGGCGAGGCUCGUUCUGCAGAGCUUAUUGGAGAAGCCAUCAAGAAGAACAAGGCAUACGUUGAGCUGAAGAAAAUCGAGAACGCACGUGCCAUCGCAACCUCGCUCCAGGAAGCUGGCAGGAACAGGCUGUUGCUCGACUCGGAGGGUCUAGGCUUGAAUGUGUUUGGUGACUCACCAAGUCAGAAGUAG